AUGUCUGCUUUUCUACGCACCAUUCCUACCAUUAGAUCGUCGGUCUUGCGUUCCGCAAAACUGCAAUUGAGAGCGUACGCGUCCUACCCACCACACACCGUGAUUGGCAUGCCUGCAUUGUCGCCAACAAUGACACAGGGCGGUCUGGCCGUGUGGUCCAAGAAAGUCGGUGACCAGCUAGAACCAGGCUGUGUGCUGGCCGAAAUCGAGACCGACAAGGCACAGAUGGAUUUCGAGUUCCAAGAAGACGGGUUUUUGGCCAAGACCUUGGUCCCAGAAGGUACCAAGGAUUUGCCCGUGGGCAAGCCUAUCGCCGUGUACGUCGAGGACGAGGCCGACGUGGCCGCGUUCAAGGACUUCACCGUCGAGGACUCGGGCGCCGCCGACAAAGCUGCCGCCCAGAAACCAGCUGCCGACAAGACUCCAGACGCCAAGCCAGCUGCGUCGUCUGGUGACAAGCCCGUGGCCAAAAAACAGGCUUCUGCCAGCUCUAGUGCCCCAACAGACAGAAUCAUUGCCUCUCCGCUAGCCAAGACCAUUGCUUUGGACAAGGGGAUCUCUCUAAAGGCCGUCACCGGUACCGGACCCAACGGCAGAAUCACCAAAUCUGAUGUGGAAGAGUAUCUACAAAAGGCUCCUGCGUCGUCGUCGUCGUCGUCUGCUGCUGCUCCAGCUGCUGCUGGCGCCUCGGCUACUGCCCAGUACGAAGACGUGCCAAUCACCACGAUGAGAAAGAUUAUCGGCGACCGUUUGCUAGAGUCCACCUCCGGCACUCCUUCAUACAUUGUGUCGUCUCAGAUAUCCGUUUCCAAGCUCUUGAAAUUGAGACAAUCAUUGAACGCUUCCGGCAAGGACCAAUACAAGCUUUCUGUCAACGACAUGCUCAUCAAGGCCAUCACUGUGGCCGCUCAAAGAGUUCCUGACGCCAACGCUUACUGGAUGGCCGCAGAGGGCGUCAUUCGUAAGUUCAGAAACGUGGACGUGUCCGUGGCCGUGGCCACGCCCCAGGGUCUUCUGACCCCGAUCGUCAAGAACGCCGACUCCAAGGGUCUGGUUUCCAUUUCCCAAGAGAUCAAGGAGCUGGGGAAGCGCGCCAAGAUCAACAAGCUCAAGCCCGAAGAAUUCCAAGGCGGUACCAUCUGCAUCUCCAACAUGGGCAUGAACGACGCCGUUUCCAUGUUCACCUCCAUCAUCAACCCACCCCAGUCCACUAUCCUGGCCAUCGGUACCGUGCAGAGAGUACCCGUCGAAGACGCUGGCGCCGAGUACGGUUUCUCUUUCGACGACAAGAUGAACAUCACCGGUACUUUUGACCACAGGACCAUUGACGGAGCCAAGGCUGGCGAGUUCAUGAAAGAGUUGAAGAAGGUUAUCGAGAACCCGCUAGAAAUGCUGUUGUAA
Messenger RNA from Lachancea meyersii CBS 8951, 1401 nucleotides. The record is from the annotation of a GenBank genome assembly. NCBI's taxonomy places the organism in Eukaryota, Fungi, Ascomycota, Saccharomycetes, Saccharomycetales, Saccharomycetaceae.